AUGACAAGUUUUCUUGGAAGUAACAAAGGCCUUGUUGACUUUGAUCAACGAAGUUUAGCCAGUAAGUGGGGGAGGGGAGCUUCAGCAAGCUAGCUUCCCAAGCUUACAUCUCUUCCAGUCGCGGCCGCUGCCAUCGCAUUCAAUCCAAUCUUCUGGAAGUAAGUCGCUCGUCUGUAUCAUCGUUCUUGAAUCAAAGCGACUAACCGUCCAUGCAGCACUAUUGCCCGCCAAGGUACAAAUUCUUUGACCUAACCAUAGAUCUCGACCCGACCUAAUAGCACGUAGAAUACCACAACAAACUCCUCACCAAGCUCGCAGGUGGCAAUUCUCGAAAUGCCUGCUACGGUCUCGCAAUUACCAUCUUCUCCCUAGGUAUCUUCCGCGACUUCCUCUACGAACGAGCACUCCGCGCCCAACCUAGCUAUCCCCUCCUCGAAACUGCUCUUGCCCAAUAUGCCGCAUACGGACUCCUCGCCGUGGGAAACACACUGGUGAUUUCUUCCAUGUGGGCACUUGGUGUCACCGGUACAUACUUGGGAGACUACUUUGGGAUCCUGAUGGAUGAGAUGGUUACGGGGUUUCCGUUUAAUGUCUGUAGUGCGCCCAUGUACUAUGGUUCGACCAUGAGCUUCCUGGGCACGGCGGUGCUUUUUGGGAAACCGGCUGGUAUACUUUUGACCGCUGAGGUUUUUGCGGUUUAUCUUAUUGCGCUGAGGUUUGAGGAUCCGUUUACGGGGGCUAUUUAUGCUAAGAGGGCUAAGGCGCAAAAGAAGGGUGGUAAGAAGGAGUUGUGAGUUAAGUGCUGUAUUGGCCAAUGAGGAGGGCAGGUUAGAUGAGGUGAGGUACAGGUGAAGUGUGAAAAGUGUUUUCGAUGAGUGAAGAAAAGUUUGAGUUUUGAAGUGGAAGUUUCAUGGGUCAUGGGCGUACAAAAAAAAGUCUUUCAACAGUUGGCGGCCAUUGCGUAGUCAUCAACUACUAUGCAUUUUGGGCGUUGUAAAAAGGGAAUUAGAAAGAAUAAUGGAGGCAUUGUGGGUGGGUAUCAAGAAAUCAACCAAUCCCAUAAGCACCAAACAGAACGUCUCUUGCCCUCACGCGGUCUUCUUCUCUCCUCACACCUGACCCAUAGCAACUAUAUCUCCGGGUAUACGUCCCUAAAUCCAAUCAGCUCUCUCCAAGCGAGCGUUUCAUAUCACUUACGUUCUCCUUGACAGUGGCAUCUCUGUCUUAAUCUUCUCCUGGUACUCUAAAUCAAUAUCCACGAUCCCAUAUUCUGGUUCUGAUCCUUCUCCGCUCAUCUCCAAGAGGAUUUUACCCCAUGGGUCGACCACGAGAGAAUGUCCGUAACUUGUUCGCUUCAGGUUGUGAGGACCGAUUUGAGCAGCUGCAAUCACAUAUGCCUGCGUCUCAAUGGCUCUUGCUCUCAGUAGUAGGGACCAAUGUGCUAUCCCUGUUUUCACUGUGAAUGCUGAUGGGUAAGCGAUUACCUGCGCGUUUUGACGCUUGAGUGCUAAACUGAUCUCGGGGAACCUUAACUAUUUUAUGUUUUCAUCAGUCACCGGAAACUCAUAAAACUUAAGGGCUUUGAAGCUUUGAAAACUCACAUCUACAAAACGUUAGUAUGAAUACCAAAACUCAACCCAAACAGCAAUUUCCAAAAUGAAAAAUGAAUCAUAAGCAAGAAAGAGUCACAUACCAAAACAAAUCAUCAU
Molecule: messenger RNA, 1709 nt
Organism: Hymenoscyphus albidus
Lineage: Eukaryota; Fungi; Ascomycota; Leotiomycetes; Helotiales; Helotiaceae
Source: the annotation of a GenBank genome assembly